AUGGCGCCCGAACAGGGACGGUGGGCAUCGUAUGCCUUGCCUGGUUACCCCCACUCCUUGCAGGGCGCUAAGCAAGAGUUUACCAACAUCGUCGCCAGGUGGAAAGGAAGCACGCACGAUUCCCGAGUUUUCAAAACCUCAUCCCUAUACGCCCGUUUCGAGCAGAACGAGUUCAACGGUGUGCUGAUAGGAGAUAGCGGGUACGAAUGUAACAGACGGCACAGAUCCCCUACACUAUCCAGACGGCACAGGACUUUACCACGAGACUCAACAAACUCCCCAACACCACCACCAUCACAUACACCAACACCACCACCUAGACCAACACCUCCACCACAAGAACCGUCUACACUAGAACAACCACCACCUCCACCUCACCAUCUAUUACGUCCAACACCACAACAAUCCUCUACACUUCCACAACAAUUAAUUAUACCACAAGCACCACAACUACAGCUACCCCAACCACAACUCCCGAGACUGCUCCAAAACACAACAUAUCCUCCACGACAGUACUUUACACAUCCUACCACCCUCCAGUAUCAACGUUUCAUCCAUCAGCCUCCUCCCCCACUCAACCCCAUUCGAAAUCAUGUCCCAGUUUGUCGUGUCCCCCAUCCACAACCAUCAAGGCCUUCUUUCAUCCACGCCCCACAUCAAAUCGCUUUAAAUCCUUAUCUCCUUCCUUCCCAUCCCCCACAACAUCAAUACACCCCUCGAACCUCAAAUCCCCGCCAGGAACCUCCCUCUCAACUACGUGAGGAGCCUGCCCCACCAGGCGAUGAUCUUCGCUGGACCAAGGGGCCCCUGAGAAUUCUACACUCCACACUCCAGGCCGCCGACCACGCGGCGGAGAAGAAAGGAUCGGUCACUCCUAGGCCUAAUGAAGCUGAGCAACAACCAUCACAGGAAAGAAGGCCUAAGAAAGAUUCAGCUUCUAAACGAAAGAUUGAGGAUGUUUUUGAUAAUGAUGAAGAUUGGACUGAUGUUGGUGAGGCUGUGCAACUAAAUGUGGACGAAGAAGGCAACACAUCUACGGAUCUCAGUGUCGGUAUUGAUGGAACGUGGCAGAAGCGGGGCUAUUCUUCACUCAACGGUGUAGUUACGGUGUCCUGUAUUGAUACAGGCAAAAUUUUGGAUGCUGAAGUUUUCUCAAAAUAUUGUCAUUCCUGUGCAUGUAAAAAAUAUCAAGUAAUAAAGCAUCUUGGACUGCAACCAGGCAAGAAUUGUUUGAAAAUCCUGACAUCUGUUGACAAAGACCGAGAGCGGAAAGCUGAAAUCGCGUGCCUUGAAGAGGUAAAGCAGAAAAGAAAACGGGCAAGAUUUUUAAAAAAGAAGAAAAGGGAUGAAGAAAAGAGAAAUGAACCAGAAUAUGAAGCAGGAAUGUUUUAA
Messenger RNA from Macrosteles quadrilineatus (aster leafhopper), 1392 nucleotides. Its product is annotated as circumsporozoite protein-like. The transcript has 6 exons. NCBI's taxonomy places the organism in Eukaryota, Metazoa, Arthropoda, Insecta, Hemiptera, Cicadellidae. Bases 1 to 1392 code for a protein of 463 amino acids. The record is from RefSeq and is a predicted model, not a curated record.